Molecule: messenger RNA, 1098 nt
Organism: Adineta steineri
Lineage: Eukaryota; Metazoa; Rotifera; Eurotatoria; Adinetida; Adinetidae
Source: the annotation of a GenBank genome assembly
AUGGGUAUUCUUGAAAAAAUUGCCGAUAUUGAAAGGGAAAUAGCAAGAACACAAAAAAAUAAGGCAACUGAAUACCAUUUGGGUUUACUUAAAGCGAAAUUAGCAAAAUUUCGUCAAGCAUUAAUGGAAGGCGAUGCUAAGAGUGGUGCUGGAAAGGGUGAAGGUUUUGAUGUUGUUAAAUCUGGUGAUGCACGUAUUGCUCUUAUUGGUUUUCCAUCAGUUGGUAAAAGUACAUUGUUAAGUACAGUUACACGUACGGCAUCAACUGCUGCUUCAUAUGAAUUUACAACUUUAACUUGUAUUCCCGGUGUCAUCGAAUAUAAUGGUGCUGAAAUUCAAUUACUUGAUUUACCUGGUAUUAUUGAAGGAGCCGCUCAAGGCAAAGGUCGAGGUCGUCAAGUUAUUGCCGUCGCACGUACCGCUGACAUGGUCUUAAUGAUGUUAGACGCUACAAAAGGUGAAAAACAAAGAGAAAUUCUUGAAGAAGAACUUGAAAGUGUUGGUAUUCGAUUGAAUCGAGCAAAACCAGAAAUAUAUUUUAAGCCAAAAAAAACUGGUGGAAUUAAUAUAACAAGUACAGUACCAAUGACAAAAUGUUCGGAAAAAUUGAUUAAUUUAAUUCUUCAUGAAUAUAAAAUAUUCAAUGCUCAAGUUCUCUUUCGAGAUGAUUAUACAAGUGAUGAAUUUAUUGAUGUUGUUGUUGGACGACGUGUUUAUAUGCCAUGUCUUUAUGUUUAUAAUAAAAUUGAUCAGGUAUCAAUUGAAGAAGUUGAUCGACUUGCUCAUUUACCGAAUUCAAUCGUAAUCAGUUGUAACAUGAAAUUAAAUAUAGAUUUUAUGCUUGAAAGUAUAUGGGGUUUAUUAAAUUUAAUCCGUGUUUAUACAAAAAAACGUGGUGAAAAACCUGAUUUUGAAGGAGGUUUAAUUGUUAGAUCUGGAACAACUAUUGAACAUGUCUGUCGUAUGGUUCAUCGAACAAUGGUUGAUCAAUUUAAAUAUGCACUUGUUUGGGGUGUCUCGGUGAAAUUUUCACCACAACGUGUUGGUCUUGGACAUGUUUUAUUGAAUGAUGAUGUUAUUUGUUUAGUGAAAAAAUAA